This is a messenger RNA of Acaulospora morrowiae, 375 nucleotides long. NCBI's taxonomy places the organism in Eukaryota, Fungi, Glomeromycota, Glomeromycetes, Diversisporales, Acaulosporaceae. The record is from the annotation of a GenBank genome assembly.
AUGAAUAGAAUUCGCCAUUCUCAUAUCCAUAGGUUGCGUACUCGUACCCAUGUGACUAUUGCAUGUACUAAUUGUAGACGACUAAAGAAGAAGUGUAGUGGAGAGCCCGUAUGCACAAAUUGUGCCAAUCGAAGUUUUGAAUGCAUAUUUGUUAGAUCCGGAAAGAAACGUGGAAGAAAAUCCCAAAAACUACCUUGCACUAAUGGAUCUGAUGUGAACCAUAUAUCUGCGCAUGAACAUCCAUCAACUCCGAACAUGAAUAAUGAUAAUAAUGGAACAUAUUCUUCAGUGUCACAAAAUGUUCAAGGUCAUUUAACCAUAGAUCCCUUUCGGUUUAUUCGUAACAACGAUCGACAAACUCCGAAUGAGCAUUAA